AUUCAUCAAACGCCUUCGAACUGUAUAAAAGACCCACAACCGUACGUAGUUGACCCGAAACAACAACGACCAUGAAGUUGGCCUUGAUUACCCGACCAUUGGUAGAUUGAACGGGCGAAGAAUGUAUGAGCGAAGAAGAUGAUCCGCCAUUGUUGCGAGCAUGGAUGGAGACGAAGAGGUUCAUUUGGUUAAACUCCGCUGUGGAAGAAAUUUGCGUACAUGACGAUGACUUUUCUGGGGAGCAGCGUACGCUGUACAGUAUUUAAUAUUAUUAUUUUGGGAAAGUCCAACUUUUAAGGCCAAAUUAUUUGCUGUUCAACCCCUUAAGCCUUCCAUCUGAGACGCUGCGUCGUCCCUACUCCAAACCCUAACCCCUCCUGAGGCUCCUCAAAUCUCCUCACUUGUUGCAUCUACAGAUACACGCCUGCUUGGAAGGCUCAUAGCAAUGGCGAAGAAGCGAAAGCUCGAGAACAAAUCCUCAGAGCCAACAGAAACUCCCCAAAGGCAGCGGCGGCGGCGCCAACAACAGUCACAGGCGCAGCCGCAGCAAGAAGAGAAACAAAACACAUACAUAGAAGAGGAAGAGGAAGAGGAAGAGGAAUUUGAAGAUUAUGGCGUGGAAGAAGCAGAAGCAGAAGAGUACGAAGAAGGAGAAGGAGAAGAGUACGAAGAAGAAGAGUACGAAGAAGAAGAAGGAGAAGAAGAAGAAGACGAUGAAGAAGAAGAAAAGGAGGUAGCGAAUACCAAUAAUCCAACGUUUUUAGUCUCUUCAUCAUCAGCCUCAGAUGCUGCAAAUCGAGAUGAUGGUGACGCGGAUGAGCCCAUCCAGAAGGUUCUAGAACCACUCAGUAAAGAUCAGCUCGUGAAUCUCCUCCGCGAAGCUGCUGAGAAGCAUGCCGAUGUAGCCGAUCGCGUGCGCAAGGCGGCCGAUGAGGAUCCCGUCCACCGCAAGAUUUUCGUGCAUGGUCUAAGCUGGGACACCACUGCCGAGAUCCUCAUCAGCGCGUUCAGGCAGUACGGUGAGAUUGAGGACUGCAGGGCCGUGUGCGACAAGAUCUCCGGCAAAUCCAAGGGCUACGGAUUCAUCCUCUUCAAGACUCGCAAAGGGGCCCGCGAGGCACUCAAGCAGCCCCAGAAGAAGAUCGGCAGUCGAAUGACUGCGUGUCAAUUGGCGUCAAUUGGUCCCGUGCUGGCUACAGCCGCUGCUCCUGUGGUGCAGGCUCAGCCGGUGUCAGAAUUUACGCAGAGGAAGAUAUAUGUGAGCAAUGUGUCGUCGGAUUUGGAUCCCCAGAAGUUGUUGACCUUCUUUUCCAAGUAUGGCGAGAUUGAGGAGGGUCCGCUGGGGCUUGAUAGGCAGACCGGGAGACCGAAGGGGUUUUGCCUAUUUGUGUACAAGAUGAUAGAGAGCGCAAAGAAAGCUUUGGAAGAGCCUCACAAGAACUUUGAAGGGCACGUUUUGCAUUGUCAAAAGGCUAUUGAUGGUCCUAAGCCGGGCAAGUCUCAGCAUCCUCAACAUAAUAACGCCCAAAAAAAUCCCCCGUUUCAAAGGAUUGAAAACCCUAAUUUCAUUGGUUCAGCAACUACUGGACCAGUGGCUGGACCAGGCCACUUGAUGGCACCCUCAGCCCCGGGGAUUGGUUUGAACCCAGCAGCGGCACAAGCCUUGAACCCGGCAGCGCUUGGUCAGGCGCUGACAGCUUUGCUUGCAACUCAGGGAACUGGGUUAGGGCUCCCGCACCUGCUUAGCACGCUAGGUUCAGCAGGGGUGGGCCAGGGUGUCCCUGGUGCAGGCCAUGGAAUGCAAGUGGGGUAUGGAAACCAUGGUGCGGGUAGUAGUAUCGGAGGGUAUGUAAGUCAAGGUGUGGGUGGGUAUCCCAAUCAACAGAUGGGACAGGGAGGUUCUAGUAGGUCGCAGCAUGAUGUUGGGUAUAUGAGUGGCGUUGCACAGUACAUGGGUCAGUAGUAGAGAUACAAUAAGUGCAUCAGUCUUUUAGUUCUGGCCUGAUGAAUCUUCUGAAGUUUAAGGAGCUGAUGCAAAUAACAUCUUUAUAUUUAUGAUGAAAUGUUUUGUGUUUACAAAUGUCAGUAUUGUAGUACUGUGAAAGGUUACUAGUUUUGUUGCUUUUUUCCUCCACAUUUUUUUCCCAAAAUAAAGUAUUUUGAGUUCCAAUAUUUGGUUUAAAAGCUUUGGAAACAGCUAAGUAAUUUCAAGUAUGAACCUUGUGUGCUUUGGAGGGUGAAUGUGAUUGAAACACAUUACUUAUUUAUUAUUCUUUUUUGAAUUGCCAAA
Molecule: messenger RNA, 2290 nt
Organism: Malania oleifera
Lineage: Eukaryota; Viridiplantae; Streptophyta; Magnoliopsida; Santalales; Ximeniaceae
Product: UBP1-associated protein 2A
Exons: 2
Coding region: 446-1963 (505 amino acids)
Molecular function (GO): RNA binding
Source: RefSeq, a predicted model, not a curated record